UGUUUGUUCAGGUCACACAGGGGCGCGGCUGGUGAACGGACCGGACUCCUGUUCUGGUCGAGUGGAGCUCCAGUACCUCAGUGACUGGGGCACAGUUUGUGCUGUAGGCUGGGAUAUGAGAGCUGCAGAUGUUCUCUGUGCACAGCUGGGUUGUGGGAGUGCUGUGGCUGUGGUGGAGGUGGACUGGUUUGGGGAGGGGAGUGGCCACAUCUGGGCUGAUGUGUUUGAUUGUCAGGGGAAGGAGACACAUCUAUCACAACGUGGGAUCUCAUCAUGGAGUCGAGCUGCAUGCUCUCAUAAACACGAUGCUGGAGUCAUCUGUAAUGGAUCAUCCGUGGCGUUUCAUGAGGGGCGAGUGCGGUUGUCUGGAGGGAGCGAGUGUCAGGGGGAGGUGGAGAUUUAUUUCAGACAGGACUGGAGGAGAGUUCUCCUGGACUCGUGGAGUCUGACUGAGGCGUCCGGGCUCUGCAGACAGCUGGGCUGUGGCUCCGUGAUGAACUACCGCUCCUUUCCAUCCACCACUGAACACAAACACAUGUGUGUAACGGGUUUCAGCUGCUCUGGGAGUGAAGCUCAUCUGGGGAAUUGCAGCAGUGCACAACCUGUCAACUGCAGCUCCGGGGAACAGCUGUACAUCACCUGCUCAGACCCCAGCUCCAUCAGACUGGUUGGUUCUGGGGGAGACUGUGCAGGAAGGCUGGAGGUUUUCCACAGCGGCUCGUGGGGGACAGUGUGUGAUGACUCGUGGGAUAUUGAGGAUGCGCAGGUGGUGUGCAGACAGCUGCAGUGUGGAGUGGCCCUCAGUACCCACAUACCAGCCUGGUUUGGUCCUGGAACUGGGUCCAUAUGGCUGAAUGAGGUGGAGUGUGAGGGGAACGAGACGUCCCUGUGGAACUGCAGAUUUCAGCUGUGUGAAGAGGGUGAAUGUGGACACCAGGAGGACGUAGGAGUCGUGUGCUCAGAGUUUAAAGAGAUCCGACUCACGGAGGGCUGUGAGGGGAAUCUGGAAGUGUUCUACAAUGGAACCUGGGGUAAUGUGUGUCACAAUCAGAUGGAGUCAGAAACAGCAGAUAUGGUGUGUCGAGAGCUGAACUGUGGAAGACGCGAGCGUUUGGACUCGGCCAGAGCGAGAGUCGAAUCUGCUCCUAACUGGCUGGAUCAUGUGAAAUGUAGGAAACACGACUCUAAUCUGUUGAAGUGUCCAUCUUCACCCUGGGGACAGAACAGAUGUGAUAAUCGUGCUGAGGUGGUUCAUAUUACCUGCACAGGUAGGAGGAGUCUCUCUCUCUACUAGUUUUAUACAUUGCUGUAGAAUUUGCAUAAAUAUUCCAGCUAUAAAAUAAGAAAGAGAGAAAAGUCUGUUUCAUGCAUUUUAUUACUGCAGACGAUGGAACGUCUCUACGUACUCAUGGAGCAUGCUCGUCAUUUCCUCUUCAGAAAUAUUGCUCAAGUAA
Ictalurus furcatus (blue catfish) is the source of this 1454-nucleotide messenger RNA. Its product is annotated as scavenger receptor cysteine-rich type 1 protein M130-like. NCBI's taxonomy places the organism in Eukaryota, Metazoa, Chordata, Actinopteri, Siluriformes, Ictaluridae. The record is from RefSeq and is a predicted model, not a curated record. The transcript is spliced from 4 exons. Gene Ontology annotation, cellular component: membrane. Bases 116 to 1294 code for a protein of 392 amino acids.